Messenger RNA from Culex pipiens pallens (northern house mosquito), 7841 nucleotides. RefSeq lists its product as uncharacterized. The record is from RefSeq and is a predicted model, not a curated record. The transcript has 3 exons. Lineage: Eukaryota; Metazoa; Arthropoda; Insecta; Diptera; Culicidae. The coding region runs from base 823 to 1968 and encodes 381 amino acids. Gene Ontology annotation, molecular function: nucleic acid binding. Gene Ontology annotation, biological process: DNA integration.
AACCCCAUGUUACCAUCGGCGUACCCCUCGCCAGUGCGAUGUUAUUUGAUACGAAUUGUAAAACUUUGAAUUACAGAUCACUCCCACAGUGACCGUACGAAGCACAAGACACGCGUCUCCUUUUUCUCCUCCAUCCGAACUCUUCUCUAACCUCUCGGGUUAGCUCAGUGGCGACGAGGAAAAGUAGAAGUUUUUGGGUUUUUUUUUCGCACAAGUUGGUACAGCGUGACGUUUUGUUGCUGGAGUAAGGACGUGCCGUUCCGGAUUGCAGUUUUUUCAACGUUUUUAUCGGAGUUUCAUUCCCGGCGGAACGAGCAUCAGCAUCGGACGGAGGACGCGCAUUUGACGGACUUCGCAGUUUAGAGUUUUUUUCUGGUGGAGUUUUUUCCCGCUUGGUUUUGCCAAGGAGGUGUCGUUUACGGGUGAAGUUGGUUUUUCCAGAAAACUGCGUAAGUAGAGUGCAAAUUUGCUGCGUCUAGGAGGUCGCAUUGUUGAGAAUUGUGCGUGUGUUCAUUCGCCAUUUUCUUUGCCUAGCAAGCGAGGCAUUUGGCGUCAGUAUUCUUUUGUGUUGAUUGAUUUCACACAUACUACCACACAACACUUAAGAUACACACACUUUUAGUGGUGAUACAUUUUUGUGUCGCACAGGUUGUUGCAUCAUUGUAGCAUCGUUGUUGCAUCAUUAUUCAAUUUGGUGUGCAAUUGAUUGCUGACAGUUUUGUUGCGUUUGAUGUUGGCAACGUUUUAGUUUGACGAGUUUUUAUUUUGAGAACGAUUUCUUAUCAUUGUUUGUUUACGUUUUGUUUUAUUUAUUUUUUUAUUAUGUCAGAUUCGAACUCAAAAAUGCCGUUUAGUAUCGAGCCAUUCAUCCCCGGCGCCGUUUCGUUUUUGCAAUUCCUAGAGCAAUUGGAAUGGGUUUUCGAGCAUCAUAAAGUGACGAGUGAUGAAGACAAAAGAACGUCGUUUAUGGCGACGUGUAAUCGCGAGGUUUAUUCGGAGAUUAAGCGUUUGUUCCCCGGUAAAGAUCUUAAGAAGCUCACGUUUAAGGAAAUUACGGAAGCGUUGCAAAAGCGUUACGACAAGUCGGUUGCUGGUUUUAUUCAGCGAUUCAACUUCUACAAUCGUGUUCAAGGGUCAAACGAGUCGGCAGAGGAUUUUAUCUUGGACGUGAAGCAGCAAGCGGAGUUGUGUGAUUUCGGCGACUUUAAGAACACAGCGAUCCGCGACAAGCUGAUUUGCGGGAUGGCCGAUUCCGUUUUGCAAGAAUCGUUGUUUGAUGAAGAAGAUCUGUCCUUGUCCCGAGUUGAAAAGUUGAUCCUGAAUCGUGAAGCCAACAACGCGAGGAAGAAGAUAAUAGCUGGUGACAGACGUGCCAGUGUGUUGAAUCGUCUUGGCAGACGUGACGGAGCACCUGCUUACAAGGGUCGGUCUCGUAGCAGAGGGCGCGAUCUGCGAGGAAGGAGCAGGAGUCGUUCUGGUUCGUUUGACCGCAGGAAGCGUGAUUCUAAAAAGCAGUUUUUCUGCACGUUUUGUCGUCGUAAUGGCCAUACCAGACCUUACUGCUACGAUUUGCCUAAAAACAAGAAGUCAGUGAAGUUUGUUGACGAGCAGCCAUCAGUGCAACAGUCAUCAGAUCAACCAAAGUCGUCGCGCAACAAGUUUGAUCGGUCGGUUACUGACGAUGAAUGUGACAUGCAAUGCUUGAGCAUCUCGUCAGUUAACAAAGUUAAUGAGUCGUGUAUCAGAAAAGUUUUUGUUGCAAGUUUGUUGAUCUCGAUGGAAGUUGACUGUGGUGCAGCUGUUUCUGUUGUUUGCUGGAGCACUUACAACAAGAAGUUUAGUCACAUUCCUUUAGAAAAGUGCAACAAGAAGCUCGCGGUGAUCAAUGGCAGCAGUUUAAAGGACGAGAUUGGCUGGACGUUUUCUUUCCGGGUUGGCGCAACACGUUUGGAGAGACCAGCAGGGUGAAUCAGGUGGCAAAUACGGCGGAUCAAGUUUUAGCUGAGAUUGAGAGUAAGUUUUCAAACGUUUUUGAUAAAUCUUUAGCUACGCCGAUUAAAGGUUUUGAGGCAGAUUUAGUCCUGAGAGAUGAUACACCGAUUUUCAAACGGGCUUAUGACGUUCCAUUAAGGCUUAGAGAUCAAGUUUAUCAACAUUUGGAAAGUUUGGAAAAAGAUGGCGUCAUAACUCCGGUUGACGCAAGUGAGUGGGCGUCUCCGGUGAUCAUUGUUGUCAAGAAGGAUGGUGGUAUUAGGAUGGUGAUUGACUGCAAAGUUUCGAUCAAUAAGGUCAUCAUUCCUAACACUUAUCCACUUCCGUUGCCUCAGGAUUUGUUUGCUUCUUUAGCUGGAGCUAAGUUGUUUUGCUCGCUGGAUUUAACUGGAGCGUAUACACAGUUGCUUUUGUCAAAGAAAUCUAGAAAGUUGAUGGUGAUUAACACUAUAAAGGGUUUGUUUUUGUACAAUCGUUUGCCGCAAGGUGCUUCUUCAAGUGCAGCAAUUUUUCAGAAGAUCAUGGAGCAAAUUUUGAAGGGCAUUGUUGGAGUUUAUUGUUAUUUAGACGAUGUGUUGAUAGCAGGCAAAGACUUUGAGGACUGUAAGAGUAAGCUUUACUUGGUUUUAGACCGUCUUUCUAAGGCCAAUGUAAAAGUCAAUUUUAAGAAAUGCAAAUGGUUUGUUUCAAGUUUGCUGUUUCUGGGACAUGUGUUGACAAAUGAUGGUUUGUUGCCGUGUCCAGAUAAGGUUGAGACGAUUCGGAGAGCAAAAAUUCCGAGUAAUGUUUCAGAGCUUAAAGCAUUUUUGGGGUUAGUAAAUUACUACGGUAAGUUUAUUCCCCAUUUGUCUUCUCGCCUCAGUUGUUUGUAUCGUUUAUUAAAGAAAGACGUUAAGUUUGUUUGGACUGGUGAUUGUAGUCGUGUGUUUGAAGAUUGUAAACAAGCCUUGCUCACUUCAAAGAUGUUGGAGUUGUUUGAUCCUGAAAAGCCAGUUGUUGUUGUUACUGACGCUUGUAGUUACGGGUUAGGUGGAGUAAUAGCGCAUGAAAUCAAUGGUGAGGAAAGACCAAUAAGCUUUACUUCGUUUAGUUUGACAGAAGCCCAGAAAUCCUACCCAAUUUUACACUUGGAGGCACUUGCUGUUGUUUGCACCAUAAAAAAGUUUCAUAAGUUUUUGUUUGGCAAAGAGUUUACUGUGUAUACGGAUCAUAAACCUUUAGUUGGUAUUUUCGGCAAGGAAGGCAGGAACAGUUUGUUUGUGACGCGUUUGCAGAGAUAUGUUUUGGAACUGAAUAUCUACAAGUUUGAAAUAGUUUACAGACCGUCAUCAAAAAUGGGCAACGCAGAUUUCUGCUCAAGAUUUCCAUUGCCAGAAGAAGUUCCACUUUCACUUCAGAACGAGUUUAUUAAGACACUGAAUGUUUACAACGAGUUUCCAUUGGACCAUAUUUUGAUUGCACAAUAAACAAAAGAGGACAAGUUGUUGCAAAAGAUCUUGAACUACAUGAAGCAUGGUUGGCCACAAAAUUUGGAUCGUUGUUUGGCAAAUGUUUAUGCUCAGCAUCAGGAUCUGGAGUUUGUUGAUGGUUGUUUGUUGUAUCAAGAUCGUGUUGUUAUUCCGUUUAGUUUGCAGAAACAGAUUCUAAAGUUGUUGCAUCGGAAUCAUUCUGGUAUUACAAAGAUUAAACAGUUGGCACGCCGGACAGUUUAUUGGUUCGGUAUGAACGGUGAUAUUGAAAGUUUUGUUAAAUCUUGCCAUGUUUGUUGCCAGAUGAAUGUUGUUCCGAAACAAGUUCCUCAUUCUCCUUGGAUUCCAACCACAAAGCCGUUUGCUAGAAUUCAUGCUGAUUUCUUUCAUUUUGAUAAGAAAGUUUUUCUAGUUAUUGUUGACAGUUUUUCAAAAUGGAUUGAAGUUGAGUACAUGAAGUUUGGUACAGAUGCUAGAAUAGUAAAGUCAAAGUUUAUCUGUUUCUUUGCUAGGUUUGGAUUGCCAGAUGUUGUCGUGACAGAUGGUGGACCACCGUUUAAUUCGAAGGAUCUUAUUGAUUUCUUCGAAAAGAACAAAGUUGUUGUCAUGAAGUCUCCACCGUACAAUCCAUCCAGCAAUGGACAGGCAGAGCGCAUGGUUAGACUAGCAAAAGAUGGUUUGAAAAAGUUGUUGUUGGAUCCAGAGAUGAACAAGUUGACUACCGAGGAUUUGGUUUCGUGUUUUCUGUUUAGCUAUCGGAAUACUUGUUUGGAAGAUGGUUCUUCGUUUCCUUCCGAGAGGUUGUUUAAUUAUAAGCCAAAGACGCUGUUGGACUUGAUCCAUCCAAAGAAUAGUUUUAGUAAACACUUGACGCCACGUGACGUGGAGAAAGAUGUUGUUGUUGUUGGUGAUCGUCAUGUGAAGAAUCGAAAGUUUGAUUGGGUUGACCGUUUAAGUCCUGGUGAUUCUGUUUACUUCAAAAAUUUUAAACCUACAGAGAUCAGGCGUUGGUUACUAUCAAGUUUUAUAAGACGUGUUUCUCCCAAUACUUUCCAGGUUUCCCUGGGUGGUCGGACGUAUCUCGCUCAUCAAAAUCAGCUGAAAGAAGCGCCGAAGGAGGACUAUCAGCGGAAGGUCGUGGUCACGGCACGGAGCGAGCGUCGAGGUACUAAAAGGGGGAGAGAGCGGUACGGUGAUGCUGCUUACGAGGAUGGAGAGGACAGUUUUUACGGGUUUGCUGCGGAUUCGUUCGUCUUCGCUGAAGAUUCGAAUGAUGGUGUUGAUGUCGACAUGGAGGUUGACAUGGAACGAGAAGGAGUUUCAAGGCUGUCGAGCGUUGAUCGUGAAUCGCAGAUUCGCGACGAUCCAGUCGAAGGAAGUUCCACACAAAGGCUCCCGGAUUUUUCUGUCCCAUCGAUCGAUAAUCGUGCAGUAGUGCGUCGUUCGACGCGAUCGAAACGUUACAAGAAAGAUAAAGAUUUCGUUUAUUAUUAGGUUUUUUUUCCUUUGUUGAAUUGUUUAGUUUGUUUAAAGGUUUUUCCUAAUAGCUAAGUUGUUUAACAUUCUGAAUUAGUUAAAUAAUGUUGAUUAUAUUUAGUUGUUUACUUAAGGGUGAGAACUGUGGUAACCCCAUGUUACCAUCGGCGUACCCCUCGCCAGUGCGAUGUUAUUUGAUACGAAUUGUAAAACUUUGAAUUACAGAUCACUCCCACAGUUACCGUACGAAGCACAAGACACGCGUCUCCUUUUUCUCCUCCAUCCGAACUCUUCUCUAACCUCUCGGGUUAGCUCAAAAACAACAAACCAAGGCUGCUUCUGUGGAGUCGAUGGUCGGCGAAUGGACUCGCAAUCCAUGGGUCGUCAGUUCGAAUUCUGGAGUGAAAGGUUCCUUUGAGUAAAAGGAGGUUUGGGUGCUCUCCCGAUUGAAGCCCUUCGGACCAGACAUGCACCGGCACCAGGGCCCCGGCGAAGUGGCUGUUGUCGAAUAAAGACCACAGUCCGGAUCACCAAAUCAGGAGCGGAUUCUGUAGCCGGCUUCAUGGCUGGAACAUUGAGCAUAUUUUUAAUUUAAGAACAAAUCUUUAUUAAACACAAAAUCUCUUCUAAAAAACGUCAUUUUAAACCGAAUAGAAAAUUUUCAACCACCAUCGUCUGUGGCCAUCUUACUAAUGAUGAAGAGUUUUCCCCAAACGCAUUCAAAACCCAAAACUUUCGAAUCUCACGUGGUUUUCACUUCGAAGUCAAGGGAUAAGUCAAAUGGGGCAAAUCGAAGUGCAAUCCAUUUUAAUCUAACGUGAACACCAUAUGAAAAAAGCGUGAAGGGUUUUGCUCUAGCGAUCAGCUGGUUUCAAAUGAUUUUCACAUGGAUUUGACAUGCAAAGCAUGUUUUGGUCAAAGGAAAAGCAUGUGAAUUUAUCGUGUUGAUUUUUGGAGCGGUUCACGUGGAAAAACACAUGAAUUUGCUAUUUUGGUUUCUUUCAGUGUAUAGCGGCACUCAGCUUUGUUCUAGAUGGAAUUUUCUGCAGAUGCAUUUCUGCUCCUAUGUUCGAGCAAAAAAACAGUCAAACCAUCCACAUUAACGACCCCCGGGUCUUUUGUGGUCUCUAUUGCAAGUUUCUGCUCGAACCUAGGAGUCCGAAGGCUUGAAUGGAGAGGGCACCCAAACCUCUUUCUACUCCAAGGAACCUUCCACCCCAGUGUUUGAACUGACGUCCUUUGGAUUGCGAGUCCAACCGCCGCCAGCGAUUCCACCGGAGUAGGCUUGGUUUGGUGUGUUGUUUGUACUUCUGGCAUGGAAACAACUCCUACUCCUACCUGGAAUGACUUAACGGCCUAACAACCAAGGCCGGGACCGACAUUUUACUUCCUCAUCCGAUGGAAGGUUGCAGCAGAUGGGAAUCGAACCCAGAAUCAUCCGCUUACAAAGCGGACAGCGUAACCAUUCGGCCACGCACUGCCACUGCCGCACUGCCGAGCAGAAACUGGAAAUAAAUGAAACAAAAGACCUGUUCUGUUUGUAUCUUGUCACAAUCUGCCAUUGUGACAACUGGCCAAUAGAGAUUUAGCCAGAAGACGUUUUGUCACAUGCAAAUGCCCCCCGAAUACUGCAUAGAUUUUUUAUUUUAAUUCGGGAUUCCUUCAACAAACUGUAACUAAAUUUAUGGACAAUACCACGACAAUACACAUAAUGGUCAGCCAAACAAAAUGUGUUUUUAUUGUUAACAUUGUGAGAUUUUGUAUCUUUUUUCCAAGGUCAUGGUGGUCAAACGUUGAAACACGUUUUUCACAGAACAUAAAAAAGUGACGUAAAUAUUUGUGAUAUUUGAUGAAAAAUAAUAAACGAUUUAUUUUUUUAUUUUUUGUGUUUUAUGCUUUUAUUAACCAUUUAUAGACUGCUCUUAGAAGCCAUGCUAGACUAAGCUACUUUAAGUAUCAGUUUUCAAUUUCAAGUGAUUUGUGUGUUGUUCCUUUCUUUUUUCUUUAUGUGGAAGAGUUUUUUUUACUACUCUACCAAUCUUUGCUAGACCUACUGUACUGGGAUCUAAACUAAGCUGUUUCUCUUUUUAUUCUCUCACAAUGCUAAUGAGUACUAACUACUUUUUAUUAGAUAUAUAUGCAUUAGUGAAAAGUCUAUAAGUUAGAUGAAUAUGCGCCAAUCUUUUUGCACUCGUUUCGCGUGUAUGUGUGUGUUUGUGUUGUAUGUGUGAAUCUUCUAACAAAACGACACACGUUUGGUCGUGCGCAUCGCGUGUGUAACAACAUAACUGGUUUAACAGAACAAUAACUAAUCACAUGCCACUUUUAGCUAAAAAACAAUCCAUCAUCAUUAUGAUGCUUUUCUAUCUACCUUAAACAUUUCCACUUUCUGUAUGGCAUUUGCCGCGUGUCGCGUUUCCAUCGUGCAGUAACUUUAACGUUCCAUUGUAUUAGUGUGUGUGUGUUUGCUACAAUCAGCUUCCGAUUGCCGCCGCUUGGCGGCAGCACUCCUCCUCACAUGUAAAUAUCAAAAUAUAAAUAUAUUGGACUCUUUGCUCUUGUUUGUUCUUCUUGCAUCCCUGGCUGGUUCACUUUGUGGGUGUGUUUCCUGAUUCGCAGUAAGCUUCUUCUAUUGUUUUGGCUAUUCUUUUUUCCCUACCAUUUGCACCUUUUGUCGUUCCUUGUUAUUUGUGUGUUUUCAACAUAAGUAGGAUUGUUUUAGUUGCGUGUGUUGUACAGAGGGGUUGUGUGUGUAUGUGUGUGUUUGUUCUCUCCAAUACACUCGUAAGUAAUACUGAUCACAGACUGUUGCACAUUCAUUCAAGGUUGAUUAUUAAGUUCCUUUUGUUUCUAACAAUAUAUUUUUAUACUUUCGUCUUACGUUUCUUUUAAGGGAUCAAGAAA